Molecule: messenger RNA, 4107 nt
Organism: Syngnathus acus (greater pipefish)
Lineage: Eukaryota; Metazoa; Chordata; Actinopteri; Syngnathiformes; Syngnathidae
Product: TBC1 domain family member 10B-like
Exons: 10
Coding region: 518-3313 (931 amino acids)
Source: RefSeq, a predicted model, not a curated record
CUUGUCUCCACGAACGCGCACGUACGGAGCUGUCAGUCGGAAAUGCGGGCGGCUGGCAGAGGAUGUACCCGUGGUGCCUAACUUGGAUGAAUUAAACAAAAGAAGUCGUUUAUUUCGCUUUGUAUGGCUGUGGGAAUAAAAACAACCGAUGAGCACGUUGCUCUUGGGAAAGGGUCGACGAGGUAACGCGGGCUAGCAAGCAAUGCUAACACAGACGGACGGCUGCUGCUGCUGCUGCUAGGAGAAGCUAAUAACUAGCUGCUACGCUAGCUGGCGAACGCAACACCACCCGCUACCACCAUCACCACCACCACCCGCAGCCGCAACCGCCGAGCGUCCUCAUCAUCGCCAUCGCUCCGGCGUGUCGCCUCCCCGCAGUUUUCCUUUCCUCUCCGCCGAGGAGCCUGGCGGAGGAGCCGUCGCUGUGGCGGGCCAACGCGCGCCCAGGAACCCUCUGGACACCCGGGCGUACUCAUCGCAGUGACAACGCCGGGCGUGGGAGAGCCCUCGUCCCAACAUGGCCGAACUUUCCGCCUUAUCGUCGCCGCCGCCCACCUCGGUUGACGGCCACGCUCCUUCUGCCUCGGUGGCAUCCAAAUCUUCUCUCUGCAAUGACGUGAAUUUAAUCCGAAACACUCGCGCUGUGCCGCAGGGUUUGUCAUCUGCCGACACCCCCCAGAAAGAGGAAGUGGCGGGGCCCGAUGCUCCCGUUGAAGCAGAUGUGCCGCAACAGGCAUCCCUUUCCCCUGACCUCACUCCGGGUCCUAACCUUUACCCCAGCGUGCACAUCACCCACAACCCUCCUCCCCCUGCUACGAAGGAUGUCCCUGUGGUGCCCCCAGUCGCGGCUCCCACGGUUGCGGCUCCCCCGAUCGCAGGACCCCUGGUCGCGGCGCCCCCAGUCGUGGCACCCCCAGUCGUGGCACCCCCAGUCGCGGCACCCCCAGUCGCGGCACCCCCAGUUGCGGCACCCCCAGUCGCGGCACCCCCGGUCGCGGCACCCCCGGUCGCGGCACCCCCGGUCGCGGCACCCCCAGUCGCGGCACCCCCAGUCGCGGCCACCGAAGUCGCGGCACCCCCAGUCGCGGCACCCCCAGUCGCUGCCCCCCCAGUCGCUGCACCCCCAGUCGCUGCACCAGUGGCGCAGAAACCACAGCAAGCCCCCAAGAGUCCUCCCCCACCUGUGUACCCAAAGCCUCAAAGUCCCAUCAAAGCACAGCCGCCCUGUAGCCCGCCUCCACGGGCGGGGCACCCCAGUCCCCCGGUACCUCACCCCGGCCCCACAGUGCCGCUCAUUCAAGAACCUGGCCCACCCUGCACCCUGCCACCAAGGGCGGGGCACUCCAGCCCCACAUUGCCGCUCAUCCAAGAGCCCAGCUUUCCCCAGCGGCCGGCCCCCGACACCCUCAGCUACCUGGAGUCCGCUAGCUUGAUGUCAGGGACGCUGGAGUCGCUGUCGGGCAUCGGGGACGACGGCAGUUCGCUGGGCUCCGACUCGGAGAUCAACGGCUUGGCGGUGAGGCGCACCGACAAGUACGGCUUCCUGGGCGGCAACCAGUUCAGCGAGGGGAGCGACAAGGACGUGCGAGUGGAGGUGGCCCGACAGAGGGAGAUGAAAUGGCUGGACAUGUUCAACAACUGGGACAAGUGGGUCAAACAUCGCUUCCAGAAGAUAAAGCUGCGCUGCCGCAAAGGGAUCCCGUCAUCUCUCCGCUCCAAAGCCUGGCAGCUGCUGUCCAACAGCCAGGAGCUGCUGGAUGCCAACCCUGGCAAGUUUGAGGAGCUGGAGCGAGAGCCGGGAGAGGCCAAGUGGUUGGACAUCAUCGAGAAAGAUCUUCACAGGCAGUUUCCCUUCCACGAGAUGUUUGCUGCGCGCGGAGGCCACGGGCAACAAGAUCUCUACCGCAUUUUGAAGGCCUACACCAUCUACCGACCUGACGAGGGCUACUGCCAGGCGCAGGCUCCCGUGGCUGCCGUGCUCCUCAUGCACAUGCCCGCCGAGCAAGCCUUCUGGUGCCUGGUGCAGAUCUGCGAGAAGUUUCUCCCGGGCUACUACAGUGCCGGGCUGGAAGCCAUCCAGCUGGACGGCGAGAUCUUUUUCUCGCUGCUGCGCCGCACGUGUCCCAUGGCUUACAGACACCUGAAGAAGUUCAAGAUCGACCCCAUCCUCUACAUGACCGAGUGGUUCAUGUGCAUCUUCUCGCGCACGCUGCCUUGGGCCUGCGUGCUGCGCGUAUGGGACAUGUUCUUCUGCGAAGGUGUGAAAAUAAUUUUCCGCGUGGGCCUGGUGCUGCUCAAGCAGAUGUUGGGCUCGGUGGACAAACUGCGGGAGGUGCAGGGCAUGUAUGAAACCAUGGAGCGGCUCAGGGGCAUCUCGCCAGACACCAUCGGGGAGGAUAGCCUGGUGCAGGAGGUGAUCCUUCUCCAGGUGACGGAGGCGCUGAUUGAGCGCGAGUGCACCGUUCAGGUGAGGAAAUGGCGCGAGUCCCGAGGGGAGCUGACUCACCAGCCAGGCCGCCGCCUGCACGGCACCCGAGCCAUCUUUGAACACAAGCGUCGCGCCGCCGCCAUCAGCUCAGGGGGCAGCUUUUCCUUUCUGGCCAGCAGCGUCCCGCCGCCGGGCCCCCUGCGGGCCUCGUCCUCCCUGCUCUCGCUCCCGGGCUUCCGCAAGUCCAGAAACCCAUUCCACUCGCCCGGCAAGAAGAGCUCCUUUUCGGGGCCCUCCUUUUCUGACGCCGCACGGCCGCAAUCUCCCCCAGCCGCCGGCAGUCAGAAGCCGCCCAUUCCUCCUGGGGCGGCGCAAAGGGCGCCACAAGUCCAGAGCCCCCUCGUGGGGAGCGGUCCACGAAGCGGUCAAAGCGCACCGACGCCCAACGCUUUAUCUCCCUCCCCGAGGGUGGUCUCGGAGCAGAUUACACCCACCAUCCCCUCACCCACCGCCAACAACACGCCCCUGAUGCCGGGCGCCGACGACGGCAGCAACAAGGGGGCGGCCGAGUCCCCGCUGGCCACGCCCCCCCGAGUGGAGGAGGACGGCCGCAAGAAGAAGAAGAGCAAGGAAGACAAAAAGAAGGAGCGCGACGAUGAGAAGAAGCGGCUGAAGGAAAAGAAGGACAAGGACAAGGCAGAGAAGGAGAGACUCAAGAAGGAGAAGGAGCGGAUGGAGAAAGAGAAGAAAAAGGUGGGAAAAAAGAAGGACAAAGGUGCGGCGGGACCGGGGCCGGACCAUGGCAAAAACAGGGCGGCCGCCGCCGCCGCCGCAGCCAAAGAUUCCACCUCGUCGGAGCAUGAAAAGAAAAAGGAGGCUGAGUAAGCAAUUGGGUUUUCUUUGGAGACGGAUUAAAACUGUUAGCCUCGUAGCACAAUUGUCAAACUCGUUUUUGAAGGAAAGCAGCAAAAAUAACAAUUCAGUCCAUUUGCUUCGAUUCAUCCUUUCACCUGGAUGACUGAGAAAUUUGCAAGCACAUUAACAUUUUUGUUACUAUUGUGACAAUUAUGCUAAGAAGCUAAAAGACUUCCUGGAUGGGGCGGCAUCCAUCCAUCCAUCCAUCCAUCCAUCCAUCUGUCAAACGAGCGAGGAUGCCAUCUCUCGUUCGCUCCACUUUUCUCAUCAUAACGUUAUUCUUUUAACAAUGACAAACCACAGAAGAUGUACAUAGUAAUAAUUAGAAUCAAAGCAGCGCCUCCAAAGACGUUCAGUUGGAUGAUGAUCACAUCCAGUCUCCAGAAAACCAACCACCGAGCUGUUUUAUUGGCUGUUGUAUUGCGAGCGUGCCUUAGUAGCGUUGCGUUACUGCGCUAUGCGGGCCUCCUCCCCCUGCUGCUGGCGAUGGAGAGUAUUGGAACCCUGUAGUGGUGCUUUUUGUGUGUUUUUAACUCAAUCAAACGAGUGGGACUUUUUAAAAAUACAAUCUAAUAGUUUGUAGUUUAGGCCUCAGUGCUUACACCUGAAAGAGGUAUUUCAUUGGUAAAUUCAUUCAACAGCAGUGUUGGACGUGCACCUUGGAGGAUUAGGGACACGUGGCAUAGAAAAAUCAUGUGCCAUGAGAAUAGUCUUUUGUUUUUAAGGUGAGAAGUCAAAAUACUACAAGUGUCAUUCUUUCAGAU